Molecule: messenger RNA, 5172 nt
Organism: Contarinia nasturtii (swede midge)
Lineage: Eukaryota; Metazoa; Arthropoda; Insecta; Diptera; Cecidomyiidae
Product: irregular chiasm C-roughest protein-like
Exons: 11
Coding region: 2246-4525 (759 amino acids)
Biological process (GO): cell-cell adhesion
Cellular component (GO): cell-cell junction
Molecular function (GO): cell adhesion molecule binding
Source: RefSeq, a predicted model, not a curated record
UAUUUGAAUUGAGCAGUUGGGGCAUCGUUAAAGUUCCAAACAGAAUUUUCGCUGAUCUAAGUGAGAACAAACCAACAACAAUAACACAUCAAUUCAGUUCCAGUGCAGUUUGAAACGAAAAAGCAAGUUCAAAUUAAGAUAUUAUGUGCAAUAUGAGUGUCGUCGUUGUUGCGCUGUGACGCUGUGAGCAUUAUAUUACAUUGUGUCUUUUGGUUUUCAUGUGUAUCUCUUCAUCGGGUAUUUCUCUCUUGUCUUGAUAACCCGUUCUCCUCUCGCUUAGGAGGCAAACUGUUCUGUUCUGUCGUCGGUUAUCGAAUUCUUGUUUGAAAUUGUGAAAAUUGCUUGUCGCAGAAUUAUAGUGGCUGCUGCCACCGUUUUAAAUUCCUCGCCAAACUUGAUGAUAACACAUCGGCAACGACAAAGAUUCGAAAGUGUCCACCAAGGGAGUCAUUGUACAUAAAACUAUACACGUUCGCUCAUAUAGUGGCUGUUUUGUUGUCAUUGUUGUCUGACUGAGUGAGAUGAAAGUUCGAGCAAAUCCAAGUAAAAAAAAUUAGCAAAGAUUCCAAACCAGCAACAAAAGACAGAACGACGUACGAGCGAAACGAAAUUGAAACAAUUUUCAUCGUUUUCGUUAACAUCGCAAUUUAUAGGGAAAUAUAUGUCCAACAAUUGCUGGCUGGCUGGCGGUCGGUAUAUUUGUAAAUCAGUGCCCCGUUAAUACUUAAUAGAAGGGAAUUUUGAAGCAAGGAAACAUUCAUUUAUUGCUCUAGAUGAUAGUUUAUUUUCGUUUUCAUGUGUGUCUGUGUGUGAAUAGAUAGAUAAAAAUUGCACUCAAUUCCCGUAACGCGCCGUGACUGUACAGGGUUGACAAAAAAUAGUCAAACAGAAAAAAAAUUGUUUUUUUUUUUUUGCACCAACAUAAUUAUCCAAAUAAAAUAAAAGAUUGUCAUCAAACAGAAAGCACUGAGAAAAAAGAGCAGCACGUAUUUUAAUAUGUCAAAGCAAAGCCGUAUCAAUGGUGACUAAGCUCGACACAGUCCCUGUCCAAAAUAGAUAGAAAUCACAGUGUGUAUAGAUGCACCCAACAACUUGUGUGUACUUAAUCAUUGAAGUUUCGUGUUGUGUAAAAUUAAGUUUCAUUCCAGUGUGUGUUGUACAACAGUGCAAGCUUAUGUAUGUUGCAAAACAGGACACAUUUUAUUGUAUACAGAGACAUACACAUCUGGAUGAUGCUCGUCGCAUAUUUCGAUCCCACCGGAAUAUUUUCUAAUAAUUGUGCACAUAAAUCGAAAUAGUUUUCCUAAAGCGAUGGAGAGAGAGAACCGAAAAAAAAAAAAUAAUAAUAGUAAAAUUGGCCAAGUGAAUUCGGUUGGCUGAAGAUUUCAUUAUAUUUUCACCAUUACGUAUUAACAAUUCAUAUUCCCGACAAGCACGAGCCCGAAUACAUUUCGGUGCAAUUGAAUGCAGAGCGUUAAAGAAGGAUAAGAAUAGCCGAAGUGAGAAAUCAGUAGAUAGAACGAUAAAAGUGAGAAGGAAAGAGACAUACACUGCAGUUAUAUAUUUGCCGCAACAUAAAAAAGUAUUCAUACACUGUGUAUAAACUAAAUUGUGCGGUUUUUACAGUAGUCCAAUGUACAAACACACACCGAACAAUUUUUAUCGAAUCAGCACAAAAUGAUAAUGGAAAAUUGUGUGUUGCAUUGGCGAUCGUCUGUGUGAUUUUUAUCUUGAAUUGAUUUAUGGAAUUGAAAAAAAGGUACCCGGCAUUUUCGAGCACUAAAUUUGCAAAAUUCAAAAAAUAAAUACAGUGUGCGACACAAAUCGAAGUCUGAACAACACAUUUCAACCGCAAUUAAUUAGUCCAGAGCUCAAAAUCGAAAAAGAAUUUGAUACAAUAAAAUCACAACAACAAUACGGCACAAACUACGACACUGUCAACAAGACGACCGAUAAAUUUCGAAAUAUUGAUGAAUGAUAAAUACAGACAGGAGGAUUUUUUUUAUUCGAAAUAAUCAAAUAGAGAUAAAUUAUAUUUUGAAUGAGAUAUUCAAGCGAGAAUAAAAAAAAAAUAUAAUUUCCAACAAAAUCGAUACGUGACUGAAUUCAAAAAUUUAUUUUAACGAGACCGACGAGUACAAAUACGAGCAGCAGAACAGAUAACGAGACAUCAACUGUGUGUACGAUAAAAGUAGGCGAAUCAGAGGGCAAACCCACAUUUCAAACACAGAGAGAAGCAAAAAAAAUGGAUUUAUUGAAGAUGUUUUUAUUGAUGGCAAUUUUCAUGUUGCAAAAUUGCUGCAGCGAUUCAGCAUCAAAUCAAGCAUUCACAUUGGAACCGGAAGAUCAUUCAGUGUUAAUCGGCUCAUCGGUGAUAUUGCCAUGCCGUGUCGAACAUAAACAGGGUGUAUUGCAGUGGACAAAAGACGAUUUUGGGCUUGGUUGGCAACGCAAUUUGAGCUUAAGCGGCUUUGAACGAUACACCAUGAUUGGCAGCGAUGAAGAAGGCGACUAUACGCUAAAAAUUGACCCAGUUACUUUGGACGACGAUGCCAAAUAUCAAUGUCAAGUCAGUCCAGGACCUUUAGGACAACCAGGCAUUCGCUCACAAUUUGCAAAAUUAAAUGUUUUAGUGCCACCAGAGGCACCGCGUAUUUUGCAGGGUGAUUUCAUGUUAACCACCGAAAACAAAGACAUCGAAUUGGAUUGCAUUUCGAUUGGUGGAAAACCGGCAGCAACGUUGACAUGGUUCGAUGGAAAUGGCAACGAAAUAACUGAAGGCGUUAAAAAAUCCGAGGAAUUAUUAUCAGAUGACAAGAGAUUUACCGUGAAAUCAACGCUUCAAAUGCGAGCGCAAAGUGAGCAUCACAAUAUGACAUUCACGUGCCGUGCCAAGAGUGCUGCCGAUAAAACGGUGAAAACUGUUGAAAUCAAAAUUGAGGUUCAAUUUGCACCAAAAGUGAAACUUUUUAUUGACAGCAAGUUGGCACCCACCAAAACUUACUUUAAUUCGACAUCGGCCACACAAUUGAAAGAUUCAUCAAUUUUGGAUGGUUCUGAAGUACAUUUCAAGUGCGAAACCGAAGCAAACCCAAACGAUGUACAAAUCAAAUGGUUUAUAAAUGACACACUUGUUAUUGGCGAUUAUACAACUGAAAUGGCAAUUUAUGCGGUAAAUCGAAGUCAUCAUAAUGCUGUGGUCAAGUGUGAGGCAACCAACGAAAUUGGUACAACUCAUAAAGAAACUACUUUAGAUGUUCAUUAUCCACCAUCAUUCGUCGAAACGCCAAAAUCGGUUGAAGCCGACCGAGGCGAUAAAGUAACAUUAACGUGUUCCGCACAAGGAAAUCCAUUGGAAAUUGUUUGGGUGCACGAUCCUGUCGAUAGGAUAAAUUAUCAUCCCAAAGUGGUGGGAACGAAGAAAAAGUUAAAAUUAAUAGUAUCAAGUGAUACGGCCGGUCGAUAUUUCUGCAAAGCAAGUGUACCUGGUUUUCCGGAGAUAAAAUCAGCGGCCGAUGUAUUUUUGAAAUCACCACCAAAAAUCACCUCAAGCAAUCAACAAUUUGGCACAGUUGGCGAUACCACACAUUUAGAAUGUUCGGCUAUCUCUAUUCCACGGGCACGGCACAUUUCAUGGAGUUUCCAUGGUCGCGAAAUAAACGGAAGCAGUGAUCCAGAAUUUUCAAUUUUAGAAGAAACAAAUGAUCAAGGCAUCAAAUCAACGCUCGUCAUUCGCAACAGUCAAGCCUGGCAUUUUGAUAAAUAUAAUUGUUCGGUCGUGAAUGAUUAUGGAACGGACAUAUUGACGGUGGACUUGUUACAUUCGCAAACCGUUUGGCGUUACGUAACAUCAGCAGCAAAUUUACCGAUUUUUAUAACAAUUGCCAUAAUGACGGUGGUCAUUUUGAUAGUUAUCGUGUGUUUUGUAUUCAUCAAAACAAUGGGUCACAAGGCACGUCAAGUAAAAAACGAAAAACAAUUCAUUCCACACGACAAUUACAUGCUGAAUUUCUCUGACGAAAACUCCAGCACUGAUAAAUGUUGCAAGGAAAGUGAUCGAUCAUCGCCAAGCAGUGACUACAAAAUCAAACAAGGUUCGUCCGAAUCCAAUUAUUCGCUUCCGUCAACCGUUUCCGAUAACACAUUGCUGCAAAUCAUAACAAACAACGUGAAUAGCAUUCCGUUUGAUAAACCUGUUGCUUACAGAAAAUCAUUGAACUAUAGUGACGAUGAUGCUUAUUAUAAAUCAAAAGAAGCUCAAAAUUCAUACGGAUCCAUCACGGCAAUUAAAAAUCGAAACUCAUUGGAUUAUGAUGACGAUAGAUAUUACAUUGCAAAUAAUCUUCGCAAUUAUGCAAUGCAUCCGAAUCCUAGUCCAGUGCAAAAUCCAUACGUGCAAAAGCCAAUUGUUGUGUCAAACUUUCCAUCAAAUCGACUGUUGAGCCAAGUGAAACGUUCAUCACUCACAAACUCACCGACCGAUCCAAAACAAGAUGUUGGAAUACCACGAAGUAGCAUCGUCUAGCCUCAAUGCCAUCAGUAUCAUCAUCAAAUAACAUUGUAAUGAAUUUAAUCUUAAAGGUGCUUCAUCAACUCAAUCGAGAGAGAGAGAUAGAGAAGCACUUAAUAAAUAUCAAAGAUGCAACAAGUCCAAUAUAAGUCAAAACUCGUAGAAGCAUUCACAAUAUGGGUCUGGUUGCAACUCAACCAAAAUACUCGUCACAAUAAAUUAAUUCGUAUUUAUGUAUUGAUUGUAUAGAAUUAAAAGAAGAAAAAGAAAAACGUGAAUUAUGACAAAAUCGGGUUUGCAGCGAUGACGAUUAAUUUAGAUUUAGAGAUCUCUCAUUUUAUUAGACGGUAAACGAUUACAACGUUUAUAAAGCAAACUCAAUAAAUGUCAUAUUUGUGGUCAGAUUAAAAUGAUAUAAAUCAUUUCACUGUGACCACACGAAUAAUGACUUCGUGCUGCUAUCGCAUAAAGAAUAUCAUCUUAUUAUUAUUGAAAUCUUAUCAUUAUGCUAAAUAACAAUAGCUAUUUUAAUCUUUCAAUUCAUUUCAAAAUAUCUAUUUAACCCGAGCAAAUAUUAGCUAUUUUAGUCAUUUAAGGAUUAUAUUUUCGAAAAUAAGUAAGCGUUUCAUUUAGUGCAUUAUAAAGCGUUAAAUUCCAUUCGC